Messenger RNA from Didymodactylos carnosus, 495 nucleotides. Lineage: Eukaryota; Metazoa; Rotifera; Eurotatoria; Philodinida; Philodinidae. The record is from the annotation of a GenBank genome assembly.
AUGGAAAAACUUUGUGUGACUGAUAUUCGAAAAAUCUGUGUGAAUUUUGAAAUUGAAGAACGUCUGGCCGAAUUGGAUGAACUAGCAUCGAAGGUUGGAGCAGAUAUUGUUAGCUUUAUGCUAAACUCGUUUAAAAAAUUCAAUAUUGAUACAUCCAAAAUAAUUGGACAUAGUUAUGACGGAUAUAUAUCACCACUAACAAUCGAAAAGUUUAGUCAAACAGAAGCCGAUGAAUUAAUGGCAUUGAUACCUGGAACAGAUGACUCACUAUUGUUAUUUCAAGAAUUUCAACACCUAACAUCAGAAAUUAAAGAAUGUACUGAUAUGAGAGCAGUAUCAAAAAUGCUAAAAAGCGUUCACUUACGUUAUACAUGUCUUGCUCGUGUAUAUGAAUUUAUGUUAACGUUACAAGUCACCGUAGCAUCCAAUGAACGUUCCUUCUCGAAACGGAAACUGGUGAAAAAUUAUCUACGAAGCACCACGGCUAAUGAUUGA